This is a messenger RNA of Dovyalis caffra, 1002 nucleotides long. NCBI's taxonomy places the organism in Eukaryota, Viridiplantae, Streptophyta, Magnoliopsida, Malpighiales, Salicaceae. The record is from the annotation of a GenBank genome assembly.
AUGGAAGUCAUGAUUCCCAAAGCUGCAAAUUCCAUUCCUGAAGAAGCGAAGGCAUUUGAGGCAACAAAAGCUGGUGUCAAGGGACUAGUGGACUCUGGUGUGACCAAGAUUCCCUGGUUCUUUGUCCACCCACAAGAAGAUGUCCAGAAGUCACCGCCCGAGACUGACAACCCCAGCCUUCAGGUUCCGAUCAUAGACUUGGAAGGGUUUGAAAGAUCCCGGCGACUGGAGGUAGUCAAUGAGAUCCGCAAAGCAUCAGAAGAAUGGGGUAUCUUUCAAAUUGUUAACCAUGGAACUCCAGUUACUGUCCUGGAAGAGAUGUUAGCAGCCACUCUGACUACAAAACCAUCACUUUGGAAGGAUUCAGUAUCAUUUGGUUGUCAAGAUGGCAAACUAGACGCCGAUCUCAUUCCUCAAAUUUUAAGAGAAGAGAUUACGGAAUACCUGAGUCAUAUGAAAAAAAUCAGCAAGAUACUUUCUGAACUCUUAUCAGAGGCACUUGGACUUCGUCAUGACUAUCUUUCAAGCAUAGAAUGCAUGGAUACCAAAGUGAUAGCCUGCAAUUAUUACCCCCGUAGCCCUGAACCAGGCUUGACAAGGGGCGCCAGCAAUCAUACAGACCCCUCUUUACUGACUAUACUUCUGCAGGACAACAUGGGUGGCCUCCAAGUUCUUCAUCAGAAUCAAUGGGUUGAUGUCACCCCCAUCCAGGGAGCACUUGCAGUAAAUAUAGGAGACUUGAUGCAGCUUAUCACCAAUGACAAGUUCAAAAGUCUGCAGCACAGAGUUUUGUCUGCAGAAGUCGGACCCCGGAUAUCAGUUGCUUGCUUUCUCUAUCCAAGUUCAGCAAAAAAAUAUGAGCCAUAUGGGGUAAUAAAGGAACUUCAACUUGAAAGCCCACCCAUCUAUAGGGAAACUUAUAGUGCUGAACUUCGGGAGGAAUACUAUGUAUUAGGACCAACUCCCUCGACCCUUUCUCGUUUCAAAGUGGGAAAUAUAUGA